Molecule: messenger RNA, 4848 nt
Organism: Eimeria necatrix
Lineage: Eukaryota; Apicomplexa; Conoidasida; Eucoccidiorida; Eimeriidae
Exons: 6
Coding region: 1-4848 (1615 amino acids)
Source: RefSeq, a predicted model, not a curated record
AUGGAGCAGCAAGAACAGCCGCCACUGCAGCAGCAUCUGCUGCUGCAGCAGCAGCAAAGCCCCGAGACUUCAGCAGCUGCAAACGAGGCCUUCAUGUUUGUGGUGUACAUACACUGCAUCAAGGGCGUCAAAGGGGAAGCAGCAGCAGCAAACGGAGCAGCAGCAGCAGCAGCAGCAGCAGCAGCAGGCCCUCGUGUUGCAGUCGAAUGGACAGCGCAAUCUGCGUCUGGGUGGAGCUACAACCGUUCUCCGGCCUACCCCAUCUCUUCAAGUAUUCCUUUUCGUUUCUUUUCCUUCCUUGUUGUUCCUGCUGCUGCUGCUGCUGCUGCUGCUGCGCCAGCAGCAGCAGCAGCAGCAGCAGUGCCUGCUCCUUGCACCCUUACGCUGCGCCUGGUUGAGGAGGGGACAAAUGUGCCCCUAAUGCUGGGAUCGACAGACUUGCGCACGUUUGGGCUGUCUGAGAGGUUUAGGAGACAAAAGGUGUACUUGGAAAGGACAGAUGUCUCACCGAGCAGCUGCCUAAGCGGCAGCAGCAGCAGCAGCAGCAAACUGCAGCAGCAGCGCGUUGCAUAUGUUUUCGUCGCCUCGCAGCGCCGCUGGCAGCAGCAGCAGCUGAGCAGCAGCAGCAGCAGCAGCAGCAGCAGCAGGCCACGGCAGCAGCAGUUGCACUUCACUGAGCCCCACAGCGACUUUCAGGCUUCGUAUCUACUCCAGGCCCUGUGUGCUCUUAUCGCUGAAAGGAAGCAAACUGCUGCUGCUGCUGCAUCUGUUGAUGCUGCUGCAGCUGCUGCUGCUGUUGCUGCUGCUGAUCCAGCAGCAGCUGCAGCAGCAAGUGUACAUAAAGACGCUUCUGAGUCCCAAUUAGCAGCAGGAAGCAGGUCAGCAGCACAAUCAAAGCAGCAGCAGCAGCAGCAGCAGCAGCAGCAGCAGCAGGACGAGGAGGAAGAUUGUGGCCACUUGCAGCAGCAGCAACAGCAGCAGCAACAGCAGCAGCAACAGCAGCAGCCGCGAGCGCAAGAAAGGGAUAUAACGAAGCCUCAGUUGCUGCUGCUGCACCAAGAAACACUGGAGCCCUACAACGAAGCAGCAGCAGCAGCAGCAGCAGCAGAGGUGCAGCAGCAGCAGCAGCAGCACUUCAGGGAAGACCCACAGAACAGCGCAUGCGCUGUGAGCCAUGGGGUGUCUCUUGUCGCUUCUGAAUUUGGCUUCCUGCAGCAGCAGCAGCAGCAGAAGCAGCAGCAGCAGACGCAGAUGCAGCAGGUGCAGCAGCAGCAGGUGCAGCAGCAGCAGCUGCAGCAGCAGCAGCUGCUGCCGCUGCACUGCCCCGUUGCUCCAGAAGAAAUGCUGCUUCAGCGUCGUGCUGCAGCAGCAAGAAACGCCAUACUCAGGGCCUGCAGCGGGUCGCUCGCCGCCCCACAGCGUCAUCAGCAGCAGCAGCAGCAGCAGCAGCAGCAGCAGCAGCAGCAGCAGCAGCAGCAGCAGCAGCAGCAGCAGCGCAGCCGCGCAAGAAGAAGCUUGUCUUCGCCUUUUAACUUUACUCCCUUUCCCCGCAGCACUCGGCUGCUGGACGAAAGUGUGCUGCAUUCUCCCUACAGCUGCUGCAGCAGCAGCAGCAGCGGCAACAGCAGCAGCAGCAGCAGUGCUGCAGCAACAGCCGACCCUUGGCGGUCCCUGACUGUUUCCCCUGUUGCAGCAGCAGCAGCAGCAGCAGCAGCUGAAAGUUCUUCUCCUGAUAGCGACGCUCUGACUCAAGAGCGGCUUUACGAGACUCCCAUGAAAAAGGAGCAGCAGCAGCAGCAGCAGCAGCAGCAGCAGCAGCAGCAGCAGCAACUGACUUCGUCCUCUGUUGCGUUGCUUGUCUCCCCAAGAGCUGCUCUUCAUGAUGGCUGGACUUCAGCCGUGUCUCCCCCAGAAGCAGCAGCAGCAGCAGCAGCAACCCCAGAGUCCGUCACAGCAGCAGAAGCAGCAGCAGCAGCAGCAGCAGCAGCAGCAGCAGCAGCAGCACCAACUGACAACUGGAGCUUGCAUGCAGAAGCAAGCCCCAAAUUGGACAGCCAGCCGUCGCCCUUGCCUAGCAAGAGCCCCCGCAGUGUUUACAGCAGCAGCAGCAGCAACAGCAGCAACAGCAGCAGUAGCAGCAGCUGCAGCAGCAGCACCUUUUCAAGUCCCAUGAACUGCAGGGCCUCCUUGCUGCAGCAGCAGCAGCAGCAGCAGCACAAGUUGCUGCAUGCAACCGAAGAUGCUGCUGUUUCGGACAGCAGUGCUGCCUAUGAGGCAGCAAGAAGAACUUUAAAGCGAGCAGCUGCUGCUGCUAAUUUGGGGUCAGCUUGCUUUGCCGAAGCAGCAGACGCAGCAGCAGGUGUGCUGCUGCAGCAGGUGCAGCAGCAGCUGCUGCAGCACCACUGCCGGCUGCGAAGACUUUCCUCUCAAGAAGCAGCAGCAGCAACGAGCAGCAGCCCGAGCAGCUUGCAGUCCGAAGUGUCUAUACACCGCAGCUGCAGCAGCAGCAGAGACGGCAGAGAGGACCCUUUGCUGCUGCAGCUGCAGCAGGCUCUAGAGGAAGCAGCAGCAACGUGCUCGCGGCUGCUGCAGCAGCAGCAGCAACAGCAGCAGCUGCAGGCCAAUCCCCUCAGCGCUAGUUUGUCUGAGAGCGUGGAAGCACGCAGGGUCCCUGCUGCUGCUGCUGCUUCUGCAGCACAAACAGCAGCAGCAGCAAGAGAGCUUUUGCUGCAGCGCAACAAAAUAUCUGAGCUGCAGCAAAGGCUGGCGCGGCUGUGCGUGCAGCAAGCCCCCGCAGCAGCAGCAGCAGCAGCAGCAGCAGCAGCAGCCGGAGCAGAAGAAGCAGCAGAAGAAGCAACAGCAGCAGCAGCAGCAGCAACAGAAGCAACGGUGGCAGCUGAUCGGCGUCCUGAGGAAGCCUGUGCCGUUGCUGCGUCUUCAGCUGCUCCCCCUGAAGCAGCAGCAGCAGCAGCAGCACAGCCAGCAGCAGCAGCAGCACCUCAUGCAGCAGCAGCAGCAGCAACAACAAAACCAGCAGCUGCUGCUGCUGUCUCGCUAGCAGACUGCAUGCGCUCACUCACGCUGCAGCAGCAGUCCCUGGAGAGGCUAAGAGAUGACGGCUUGCCUGCAACAGCUGAAAGCAGUCAGCAGCAGCAGCAGCAGCAGCAGCAGCAGCAGCAGCAGCAGCAAUCUUGGAAUGCAAGUGAAAGCGAUGUGGAUACUUUGCUGGCGGAGCUGCUGCAGGACGAUGGGAGGCUGCGGUGUACGUACAGCUCGUUGCUGCCUACUUCUGAGCCGGCAACAGCAGCCAGUGCAGCAGCAGAAGCAGCAGCAGAAGCAGCAGCAGCAGCAGCAGCAGCAACUGCAACCGCGGACUUGAGAGCAGCAGCAGCAGAAACAACAACAGCAGACACAGACGCAGCAACAGCAACCGGCUUCGAAUGCCCAGUCCUCCCGAGUGUCUCUGAGGCCCUCUCUCCAGCACCGCAGCAGCAGCAGCAGCGGCAGAAAAUGAUGCAGCAAGAGCAGCAGCAGCAGCAGCAGCAGCAGCAGCAGCAGCCGCGGGUAAAUGCAGCAGCCAGCUGUCGAAGCGGACGAGACACCCUCAUGGAGCCUCAGGGACAGCAGCGCCCCUGCCGUCCCUUUGCCCCCAGCAGCAGCAGCAGCAGCAGCUGCUGCAGCAGCAGCAGCUGCAGCAGCAGCAGCAGCAGCAGCAGCAGCAGCGUAAGUUCAUGGCAGCUGUGGAAGGGACACGAAGUCAGCCUUGCGGAGCUGCCGGCGUCUCAGGGGCUUCCCCGAGCAGCAGCAGAGCCGCUGCAGUACUACUAUCCUCCAAAAGUUAGCAAAGAGCAGCAGCAGCAGCAGCAGCAGCAGCAGCAGCAGCAGCAAUUGCUGCAGCAGAAGCAGCUGCACUCUCUGCAGCAGGGAGAGCAGCGAGAGCUGUGGCAGACCCACGAGCAGCAGCAGCAACUACUGCAGCAACAGCUGCGUGGUGCUGGAAUGUGGGACCCCGCUCCCUGCUGGCAGCAGCAAAACGAAUUGCUGCUGCAGCAGCUGCAGCAGCUGCAGCAGCUGCAGCAGGACCCGCAGCGGCCUCUUGCUGCUGCGCCGCCCGACAGUGUUGGGCCCCUGGGCAGCGGCCUCAGCAAAAGCUACAGCGCCUCCGUCAACUACCAAGUGCGCAGCAGCAGCAGCAGCAGCAGCAGCAGCAGCAGCAGCAGCAGCAGCAGCAGCAGCGGAGCGUCAGUUUACCAGACCUUGCUGUCAAAUGUCUCUCCCCACUUGAGCUCCACGACGCCCAGCAGCGCCAAGUCCUCUCCUAUGUCUUCUUUCGCGCUCAGCCAAGAGCCCCAGCAGCAGCAGCAGCAGCAGCAGCAGCAGCAGCAGCAGCAGCAGCAGCAGCAGCAGCACCAGCUGCUGCAGCAGCAGCUGCGGAGGCAGCUGGCCUGCCGCUCAACGUCUUUACCUGCGCUGCCGCGAGUCAAAGAAUGGUAUUUUGGGGGUCGCAGGCCCCACCCUUUAUUUGCUGCUGCUGCUUCUGGUCCGUCCCAGCUGCUGCAGCAGCAGCAGCAGCAGCUGCUGCUGCUGCAGCAGCAGCAGCAGCUUAGCACCAGCAGAGGAGUGCAGAGGCUGCGGUCGCUGCCUGUCAGCGACGUCUUCGCAUGCAGCAGCAGCGGCGAGAGUGAGCAGCAAACCCCCGGAGCUGCAGCAGCAGCAGCAGCAGCAGCAGCAGCAGCAGCAGCAGCAGCAGCAGCAGCAGGAAGGCCCCACAGAACGCGGCCCCCGGCGCUGCUGGCAGUGCCUCCAGGAGCAGCAGUUGCUGCUUCUUGGCUGCGCAGCCCGGGCUAG